Molecule: messenger RNA, 1698 nt
Organism: Cyprinus carpio (common carp)
Lineage: Eukaryota; Metazoa; Chordata; Actinopteri; Cypriniformes; Cyprinidae
Gene: zdhhc11
Product: zinc finger DHHC-type containing 11
Exons: 11
Biological process (GO): protein targeting to membrane; peptidyl-L-cysteine S-palmitoylation
Cellular component (GO): endoplasmic reticulum; Golgi apparatus
Molecular function (GO): protein-cysteine S-palmitoyltransferase activity
Source: RefSeq, a predicted model, not a curated record
UUUCGCCGAGUGCGACUGAAGUCAGAUGCGCACCGCCGCUCCCGUGGGAAGAUAUUUUAUCCUGUUUAAUGACGAAUGAUUAAUAUUUUAAGGAGUUGAUAUGGCACGUGAGAUAUUUAAGGCUUAAAAUAGGAUAUUGAACGCCUUUAGACUGGAUUAUGGCUGUACAGUGGACUGUGAAGGAGAUGAUGAAGAAAUCAAUGGAUCAGCAAACUGUAUCCAAGAGAUGCAUAUGAUCAACAGCAGAUGUUUUUCAUGAGAAAACAGCUGGAAGCUGUUCAAUGACGAAUCUGAACUGCUUCGGGCGUCACCGCAGACGAACAGCUCCGCAGAGCGCCGACAGCAGAAACGAGCUGUUCUCUCCGCCGCUUCACUCCAGGAUCAACGGCUGGUCUCUGCCUCUGCACGGCUUCCAGCUCGUCGCGUGGCUCGUCUACAGCUUCAUGGCCAUCGUUGGCUUCGGCAUCUACGUGCCUCUUCUGCCGGCGCCGUGGAGCUUUGCAGCGUACGCCGUGAUCGGCAUGGCGUUUGUUCUUCAUCUGGUGACUCACGUGGCGGCGGUGACCAUCGACCCCGCGGAUCUGAGCGUUCGGAGGAGGAAGGAUUACUCCAGCCCCAUGCCUGUGUUUGACAACACCCACUACAGGGGAAAAAGAUCAUAGCUGAAGAAACAUUAGAAUUCAAAUUUGCUUCCUGCGCAUCACUUUAUAAAAACAUUAUUACAUUGUCCUCUCUUCUCUGUUCACAGCGGACCUAAAGCCAAACACUGCAGCACCUGCAACAAAUGCAUCGCAGACUUCGACCAUCACUGCAAAUGGCUGAAUAACUGUGUGGGAGGAAGGAACUACUGGUUCUUUUUCAUAAGCAUCUCGUCUGCUGUCAUUGGGAUGAUCCUCCUUGUUCUUGUGGUCUUGUUUGUCUUCAUCGAGCACUAUGUGAACCCUUCUGUCCUGCGCACCGCGCCACAGUUUCAGACUGUGAAAGGCAAUGGCACGUGGCUGGUUUUCCUGCCGGCGGCUCCUUUAGAGACGAGCUCCAUCGGUCUUCUGGCGCUGGCCUUCAUCACCGUGCUGCUGGCUCUGGCUGCUCUCUUACUGCUCUGCCACUUACUGUGCUUCCACGUGUACUUACUGUCUCAGGGCAUCAGCACUUACGAGUACAUCGUCAGGAAGCGUCAGUCUCCGAACCCUAAAGAGAAAGAGCAGGUUCCUCCGGCGCUGCCGUCUAACACAGCCACCGCACAGAGUCUCGGGCCGCUGGAGUCCCCUGUGAACUGUGACGCACCGCUCUCCAGCAGGUCUUGUACUUUUAAACUGGAAGACAGAGGACAAACAUCGGGUCGACUGCCAGAACCCAUCUGUGCUGAGUUGGAGGAAGUGAAUGGAUCACCAGCGCAGAUGAUCGCAGGUGAGCCUGUGAUGUCACUUCCUGUGGGCUGGAACCUCAGCGGGAUGGAGAAGCCUCAAGCCCCGGGACGAAGCGUGGAGAAGCCUGCGGAGGGAAGGCCGAUCGUCCAGGACCCGCUGGGGAGCUCCAUCAUGGACGCAGCCGUGGUUCAUCAGCAGCUGAUGACGGAGGCGCAGACGCAGUAUUUAGGGUUCAAAGAGCAGACGCCAUGAGUCAAAACUCUCAAACUGAUGCACACAGAAAGAUCUGCCUAAAACCUGAUUGACCGACUUCAGUAAGGAUGUAUAUAUA